Paracoccidioides lutzii Pb01 is the source of this 3594-nucleotide messenger RNA. RefSeq names its product nonselective cation channel. The record is from RefSeq and is a predicted model, not a curated record. Bases 1 to 3594 code for a protein of 1197 amino acids. The transcript has 2 exons.
AUGGUAUCCCCUGUUCUGAGUCUCAGGCGCAAAACUUCGAACUCUGGGCAUUCUAUGGUACCCUCCCCUUUUACCCCAUUGAUUUCCUCUCCGCGUCCUCUGAGCCCCAAACGGAUUAGGCCAUACGGUCCAGAUGUGGACGUUGAACAGAUGAACCCAUUGGAUGGCGCUGGCGAGAGGAAUGAGGAAGAUGAAAACGAACAAGAAUCACAUGAACAUGAACAUGAAGAAACAGAGGAAGGUAACAGCCAUCAUAGCGGCUCUGACGAGGACGAACAUGACGGCCUGGAGGCAUCUCCUCUACUUCCCAUAUUUUCGGCAUCUCAUCUUGAUAGCCUUCCAACAUACCCCCUGGCCCAUGCCAUUCGGGUAUUGAUUACUUCUCGAAUCGAAACCACUUUGUCCUGGGAUCAACUCCGGUCUCCACAGGUGUCCCAGUUUCUGCUGAAGUCAAUUCAACAGCAAAUUCGCCAAUCUCAUUUUUCGAGAGCAACUCUCUAUGCACUGAUGGCCAAUUGCCUUCAGUUCAAAAAGGAAGUCAAUUCUAGCCCCGGGAAUAGCGGCACAAGCAAUACGCGGGCCAUGGUGUGCGAGCUGCUUGCUAUCAAACUGCUAAAGGAAUACUCUACCAGAGAGUUGAUUGAUGCACUAUCAUAUGAUUUCUAUCCCCUUCAGGAAAAGCCACCGCCAAUGCCAAGCAGCACUCUGCGCACCCUACAACCUUCGAGCCGGCAUAACACCCACAAAUCCAAAUUGGUUCCCCCGCCAAAGGCUGGCCGUAUCUCUUGUUUGGAAAUUGCCAUCCGUGCCCAGGCAAAACGCUUUCUCGCACACCCACUCGUAGUUCAACAGCUCGAAGCUAUCUGGGCAGGUAACAUUGUUUUCCAUUUCGAGGCUGAUAGUUUACAUCGCCCACCACCACCACCGCGCACAAAUACCCGGUCGGGAUACGGGUCAUUUAUGCAAACUAAACAUAACGUCUCUAACCGUAAUGCCGCUACCCCUCGUCGCUCAGUUACUCUCUAUAAUCCUCGAGGCGCUUCUCUAUUCAAACUCUCCCGGCUUAGAGUUCCUCUAUAUCGACAGGUUUUAUCUACGUUGUCCUUCGCCAUCUUACUUGGGCUUUUCCUUGCAGUUAUUCAAAGGAGAUCCUUAGAGAUCACCACUCUGGAGCUUAUAUUCUGGCUUUGGAGCGCAGGGUUUAUGCUUGAUGAGCUUGUCGGAUUCAACGAGCAAGGGUUCAGUCUCUAUUUAAUGAGCUUCUGGAACACAUUCGACGUGGGCAUAUUGCUCUUGCUGUUCUGCUACUAUUGCCUAAGAAUAUAUGGCGUUGUUGCACCUGACAACCGCAAAAAGAUCAUUGCGAACCACGCAUAUGAUGUGUUGGCUGCCAAUGCAGUUCUUCUCCUUCCCCGUCUCUUCUCCGUGCUUGACCACUAUCGCUAUUUUUCCCAACUGCUAAUCGCCUUCCGUAUGAUGGCUGCGGACCUUGUUGCUGUGUUUACCUUAAUAAUAAUUGCUUGCAGUGGUUUCUUUGUUGCAUUUACAUUCUCAUUCGGGAAUGGCGACUCGCCAGGGACCGUUGUCUAUGCCCUUUUUCAGAUGCUAAUGGGUUUUACGCCCGCGGCCUGGCAGCUGUGGGAUAAAUAUAACCUGCUCGGGAAAACAAUACUGACUCUUUUCUUGUUUAUCUGCCAUUUCCUUGUCGUAACGAUACUUAUCACGGUGCUGACGAACUCUUUUAUGGCUAUUGUUCAAAAUGCCAACGAAGAACACCAAUUCGUAUUUGCCGUCAACACUCUUUCAAUGGUUAAGUCAGGUGCUCUGUUCUCAUACGUUGCUCCAACUAACCUCCUGGAGUGGAUAAUAACACCCUUGCGAUUCAUAAUGCCAUUUCCGAAAUAUAUCAAGCUCAAUCGGACAGUGAUCAAGAUUACUCACAUGCCGAUUCUCUUUAUGAUCUACCUAUAUGAAAGAACCAUUCUGAGACCGAAUGUUUUUGAACCUUCUGAUCUAAUUAAUCGUGGUGAUGCUAGGCAGUGGAAUCCUGACCAUCACAACACUUUUGAUGCUUUUACUCGUCGAAACUCCAUACGCGUGAGGGAACCAUCUAUUGCCACGUAUCAGAAGGAUCGGGCUCUUGAUGAGGUAUUUCGAUAUCCAGCCAAACAUGCAAGCUACCGGGGACCGCAAAGGCGAAGGAGCCCUUGCGAACGAGAAGCAAGCAAGGUUGUUGACACCUGGAUGCAAAAUCUUGAGCCCGAGUCCGGGAUACUUUCUCCAGACGCAGAGGAUAUGGACAGGGUGGAAAGGUUGGGAAAGCAACGUUUCUGGAGGCACAGAGCUCGGAUAUAUCCAGAUAGUGUAAAUGGUGCCGUGCGAAACCUUACGGAGACGACGUGUCAGUCAAUAGUUUCGGAUCCGGAAGAUUGGGGAUACGGCACAGUCCACCGCCGUAGAUUACCCCGCGUAUUGCGGUCCUUACCAGUGCCACAAAAUGUCCGACAGUCUUCACAACAAACGGAUAUGGAAGAUGGUGAAGAGCUCACAAGCACCUGCAAUGAGCAAGAUGAUUCUGUUGGAGCUGGGCGCACGUCGAUGCAUGCCAAUGACACAAACUAUCAGGGAGCCCAAUCAUCAACGCCUUCCAGUCUCCGGGGUCUAAUUAGUUCACGAAAGAAGACGUCUCAGCCGUCCACCGCCAAACUUCUCUCACGAAAGAACAGCCCGUCUCGUCGCCCGAAAACUCCGCAACGCCACCAUUUCCGAAAUGCUUCCGGCGCGACAAUCCUCUACAAACCCAGGCAGCCUCAGACAGACGAUCAGUCCGACACUGACAUUAGCCAAGAUGGUAAAAUCAAGCCAAGUUCUAUCCAAUUUGGCGGUGGGCCGAAUGCCCCUAAAAGGCGCUCACCCAAAGGACAUGAUGACUGUGGUGAGAGUACUCACACCGCACCCCGUGCCAUCAAACCGCCUAAACCCAAUUUCAUGCCCGCCUCAGACACCGCGGAUCUAGCAUGGCCCAGCUCAGACCUACACAAGGUGCGCGGCCACUCCUCUCUAGACAUGGGCCUCGGCUCAGACUUGGGGGACAACAAAGCUGUCGGCGGCGGCUUUGUUGGCGGCAUACCGUCCGGGAUCAGCUUCGCGACACAGAUGGCAUACGCUACGGGUUCACUGAGGCGUCCUGCUGUAGCACCGGGCAGUGAUAAUCAAGAUAUGAUGAGCAAGCUUGUGCUGGCGCGGAUGAGGGCGUUGGAGGAUGGGUUUCGCGAUGUUAUUCGGGAGGUGAGGGAGUUGAGGCGGGUGGAGGAGGCGAGGGAUCGGAGGCGGGAUGAGGAGUUGUUGGGGCUUGGGAGGGUGCGGGAACGGCAGCGGGAAAAAGAGUGGGAAAGAGAACAGGCACGGGGGCGGGACCGGGAGCGUGAUAGGAAGAGGAGGAAGGCAAUGAGAUCGCAGGGGGCGCGGAGGAGUAGGGAUAAUACGGAGGUUGGGUUUGAUUCAGAUGGGGUUGAUGCUCGUGACGUAGCUGGACGUCCGGAUGUAGAAGGUCGGGGCGACCCGGCGGUGUUCAGAGGAGUUGGUUCACUUUAG